Messenger RNA from Thalassophryne amazonica, 2338 nucleotides. Its product is annotated as guanine nucleotide-binding protein G(i) subunit alpha-1. Gene Ontology annotation, cellular component: heterotrimeric G-protein complex. Lineage: Eukaryota; Metazoa; Chordata; Actinopteri; Batrachoidiformes; Batrachoididae. The record is from RefSeq and is a predicted model, not a curated record. The transcript has 9 exons. The coding region runs from base 337 to 1401 and encodes 354 amino acids. Gene Ontology annotation, molecular function: G protein-coupled serotonin receptor binding; GTPase activity; GTP binding. Gene Ontology annotation, biological process: adenylate cyclase-modulating G protein-coupled receptor signaling pathway.
GUCCGCGGUCUGGGCGAAGAAAGAACAGGAAACAAUUUGAUCCAUAGCGCAGAUGAUGCUGUCUGCGCCUUUCUGAGUGAUUUUCUGCUGUUUCCGCGCUGUUUCGGAGGUUUAAAACGUCAGCGGAAGAAUCCUGCGCACCGACCGCUUCAUUUUUAUGCUCCGCUAAAGCUCAGUUUUUACGUUAAAUAAGCAGCUGCAGAGUUGGAAGUCAGGGUGUUUGAAGCUGAAUUGUUUGCUAGCUUGUUAGCUUUUGCGUGUCGGCGCGCCCGUAGUUUCAAAAAAAAGUUGUUUCGUUUUGUUUAAUUGGUAUUUAUACGGACUUGAGGCAACAAGAUGGGGUGUACUCUGAGCACGGACGACAAAGCAGCGCAGGAGCGGAGCAAAAUGAUCGACAAAAAUCUGCGAGACGAUGGAGAAAAAGCUGCCCGGGAGGUCAAGCUGCUUCUGCUCGGUGCUGGAGAGUCUGGUAAAAGUACAAUUGUUAAACAGAUGAAAAUUAUUCAUGAAGCUGGCUACUCGGAAGAAGAGUGUAAGCAGUACAAAGCCGUGGUCUACAGCAACACCAUCCAGUCCAUUAUUGCCAUCAUCAGAGCUAUGGGUCGCCUCAAGAUAGACUUUGCUGUUCAAGCCAGAGCAGAUGAUGCACGUCAGCUAUUUGUACUUGCUGGCUCUGCAGAAGAGGGUUUCAUGACAGGUGAACUGGCUGGAGUCAUCCAGCGGCUGUGGAAGGAUGAUGGCGUUCAAGCCUGCUUCAGUCGCUCCAGAGAGUAUCAGCUCAACGACUCUGCAGCUUACUAUCUAAAUGACUUGGAGAGGAUAUCCCAUGGUGCCUAUGUGCCAACCCAGCAGGAUGUGCUGAGAACUAGGGUCAAAACAACUGGCAUUGUUGAAACUCACUUCACUUUCAAGGACCUACACUUCAAAAUGUUUGACGUAGGCGGACAGAGGUCUGAGAGGAAGAAGUGGAUCCACUGUUUUGAGGGUGUCACUGCAAUCAUCUUCUGUGUAGCUCUGAGCGACUAUGAUCUGGUUCUGGCUGAGGAUGAGGAAAUGAACCGAAUGCACGAGAGCAUGAAGUUGUUUGAUUCCAUCUGCAACAACAAGUGGUUCACAGACACUUCCAUCAUCCUCUUCCUGAACAAGAAAGACCUAUUUGAAGAAAAGAUCAGAAAGAGCCCUCUCACAAUCUGCUACCCUGAAUAUGCAGGAUCAAACACUUACGAGGAGGCAGCAGCUUAUGUUCAGUGCCAGUUUGAGGACCUGAACAAGAGAAAAGACACCAAGGAGAUCUACACCCACUUCACCUGUGCCACAGACACCAAGAAUGUGCAGUUUGUGUUUGAUGCUGUCACUGAUGUCAUCAUCAAGAAUAACCUGAAGGACUGUGGCCUUUUCUAAGGCACCCUGAUGGCCAUCUUACAAGUGAAUUAAUUCAUGGCGCAUCUGACUAGGGGGAACUUCAUGGACAUUGUUGAGAAUGUCAUGUUUAACAUUUUAUUAACUUAUGUUCAUCUCUGAAAGUUUUAAAGAUGGUAUGUGGAAAAGAAUUGUGUAAAAUAUUUAACUGUCUAUGGCAUGGGAUCGAUUUUUAUAAUGUGCUUGUUUUAUUUCUUUUUGUUAAAUGAAAACGGACCUUUAUGAAUCAAGACCUUUUUGUUUAUUAGGUGCUUGUGCCUUGCAUGUCUUAGUUUUUAUAAACUUAUAUUUACGUCUUACCAUGGACCCAAAGCUAGACCCAAGCUAGUGACUCCUAUUUUUUCAGAUACCUGUUGUUGUUGUUUUUUUGUUUUUUAUUGAUAUAACCUUAUUAGGAUAAAAAAGACCACAUGACACUACAGACUGUGUGAGAGCUUUGUGUACAAGUUUCAGAUGUGCAGUUUGCAUAUGUGCUGUGAUUGAGAGCUGUUUUGUUUAUUGUGGACAAACCUGCAAGUGGUCUGUCAUGGGUGAUUUCUGCUUGGACAUGAGCACAAUGUAAAGCUGAGGGACUAUAAUUGUCUGCUUGCCAUUCUCUUUCAAAGUUUUUAUUUUUCUAUGUGACCAAAAAGGGCUUCUGUCUGCAACAAAACCUUGCACGCUGGUGGUGCCCAAACAACAUGGAGGACAUGAAAGGGGUUUUAAACAUAGGCAUUCAGGUGCAACCUUGCAGACAAAAGCGCCACAUAAAUCUGAGGUCAGUAGAUGUGUAGAAGAGCACCGUUAUUACGAUCUGUGAUAUCAAAAGCAUAUUCCACAUAUAGGCCCCACCCUUCUGUUUGCAUUGGGUGGGGAUUAGUCAAUCUCUUUUUGCUAAUAAAAGACUUGCUAUGGGCAAUCAUGGCAUUUUAAGAAACAA